AUGGAAGAGGAUGAAAAGCUUUGCCUUGCAAAUGUCAUCCUUACAGAAGCAUUCUUGAUGACGCCUCAUUCAUUAGAGAAAAUCCCAAGUUCAAGACUUCACCAUGCAUCUGAUUUUGAGGCGUAUACAUCUUUGGCAUGGGGAAAGGAAGCCUACAACGUCUUGUCAACAAGUAUCAAGAGGAUGGAUACCAAUACAUGGGCAAGAGGCCAAUAUGAAGUCAAAGGUUUUCCUUUGGCUUUAUUGAUCUGGUCAUUCAGCGCUGUACCACUUUUUGGAGCGACGUUUGCUGUAUGCAACGACACGUCAAAGUGUGUCUAUCCUCUAUACUCUAACUGGGAAUCUUUGUUAACUCCAAGAUUAGAUCAAAUCGUGGAUGCCAUUCAAUCAUCGGAUUGUUCCGAGCUUGAAGCAGACAAAGAUAAAAGUGAAGAGGGUUUUUGA
Molecule: messenger RNA, 444 nt
Organism: Capsella rubella
Lineage: Eukaryota; Viridiplantae; Streptophyta; Magnoliopsida; Brassicales; Brassicaceae
Exons: 3
Coding region: 1-444 (147 amino acids)
Source: RefSeq, a predicted model, not a curated record